AUGCUUCGGUCGCGCCGGAAUUCUUCCCCGGCGCCCUCUCGGGGAUCCGUCCGUUCGACCGCCUCCAGCCGCCGCCGUGUUCCAGCCAAAGGCGGCAAUCCGUGGACCAUUUCACGCAUCCGAAGCGAACUGAGCAACCGAGGCAUCCGUUUUCCGCGCAAUUCAAGGAAGGACGACCUCCUACGCUUGCUACAAGCAUCCGGCUUCCAAACGCAGACCGAUCAGCAUAAUCAGGUGCCCCUAAACCCAGGCCAGCGUUCCCCGGAGCUUUCUCCCAUAUUAUUCUCGGACCAGUUCGAAGGAGAUCGAGAGGCCGUAGAUCAGCUACUGGCCAAAGAAAUUCAGUCCGGUUUCAUGAUCGGCCCCUUCUCCGAACCCCCAUUUUCAAAUUUCAGGAUAAAUCCUAUCGGCGUUGCGACUCGGAAGUAUUCCGGAAAAAAACGACUGAUAGUCGAUCUCUCGGCUCCACAUAAUAGCCAAGUUCCGAGCAUCAAUAGUCUCGUGCCCUUCGAGGAUUAUUCGCUGUGUUACCAAACGGUAGAUGACGCUAUACGCCUGAUCAAGCUAGCAGGCCCCAAUUGCUGGCUAUUCAAAGCGGACAUUACUGCAGCUUUUAAAGUCAUGCCCAUUGACCCAGAUUUCUGGCAUUUGUUCGGCGUUAAGUGGCUAGGAAAAUUUUAUUUCGCCGUCAGACUGACGUUCGGCUGCCGCAGUAGCCCCAAAAUCUUUGACUGCCUUUCGGAAGCCUUGUGCUGGAUAUUACAAAACAAUCACAGUGUUCCGCUCCUAGUCCAUCUACUGGAUGAUUUCCUAACCGUGACACCUCAAUCAGAUCCUCCCGCUGCCGGGCGCGACACCUUAUUGAAAGUUUUCGAGUCACUAGGCGUGCCCAUUUCCGAGGAGAAAACAAGCGGUCCCGAUACAACAAUGGAAUUUCUCGGCAUCACCCUUGAUACCGUGAAGUCUAUCUCUUCGCUUCCGAAGGAGAAAAUCGACCGCAUUAUCACAAUCAUAGAUUGCUUCAUUGCAGCACCCAAAACAAAACAAGAAAUUUUGUCACUCCUCGGUCACCUCAAUUUUGCGAUGCGAGUCAUUCCACAAGGGAGACCGUUCAUUUCCAACCUCCUCUUAGCGGCAAAAUCUGUACCAGCGCUUCGCGACCUAGUCGAUAUUGAUGAGCAAUGUCUAACAGAUCUCGGAUUAUGGCGUCUAUUUCUUAGACAAUGGAAUGGUCUAUCUAUGUUUUAUGAGGAUCGCCUUUAUUCCCCCGAAGAUCUUCAGCUCUUUACCGACGCCGCGCCGUCUAUUGGGUUCGGGGGCUAUUUCAAGGGUCGGUGGUUUGCCAGCUCCUGGCCUCCAGAGCUAGCAAACCUGGCUUCAGGAGAAGCCUCUUCAGCCGUGUACGAAACAUAUCCAGUCGUCAUCGCUGCACUCUUGUGGGGCAAGGAGUGGUCUGGCAAAAGCGUUCUCGUUUACAGCGACAAUCAAGCUGUCGUGUUCGCCAUUAACAAAGGUCGCUCCAGCGCGCCUAUCAUUUGCCCUUUCUUGCGUCGCCUAGUCUGGACAGCCGCAUGCAACCAAUUUCUAAUUCAAGCUGACUAUGUUCCAGGGUGCCAUAAUGCAAUUGCUGACUCUCUUUCUCGUUUUGCAUUUCAGAAAUUCAGGACAUUAGCUCCAGAAGCGGACCCAGAACCGACGCCAGUGCCGCCUUAUUCGGAAACAAUCUUUCUUUAG
Messenger RNA from Sardina pilchardus (European sardine), 1734 nucleotides. RefSeq lists its product as uncharacterized. The coding region runs from base 1 to 1734 and encodes 577 amino acids. Lineage: Eukaryota; Metazoa; Chordata; Actinopteri; Clupeiformes; Clupeidae. The transcript is spliced from 2 exons. The record is from RefSeq and is a predicted model, not a curated record.